Messenger RNA from Zasmidium cellare ATCC 36951, 1449 nucleotides. RefSeq lists its product as uncharacterized. Gene Ontology annotation, biological process: lipid catabolic process. Bases 1 to 1449 code for a protein of 482 amino acids. The transcript has a single exon. NCBI's taxonomy places the organism in Eukaryota, Fungi, Ascomycota, Dothideomycetes, Mycosphaerellales, Mycosphaerellaceae. Gene Ontology annotation, molecular function: triacylglycerol lipase activity. The record is from RefSeq and is a predicted model, not a curated record.
AUGCUCGCCCUUCCGCGGCUCAUACCUCUGGCAGCACUGUGUGUGGCAACAUUAUGUGCUGCUCAAAGCACCAAUCCGAGUCCCGCUGAGCUGGCGGCAUACGGCGCUGCAUGGGAAACAUCACAGCAUGCCAGCGCUGAUCCAGCUUGGUAUGAGACUCCCGAAAAUUUUUCCGACACGCUGAAACCUGGUGUGCUGUUGAAAGUCGAGUAUGCCACCAACCUGACGAACUACACCGUACCAGGCAGUCUCAGCAUGUCACGCAUUAUCUACACAACGCUGGACGUGCACGGUUCGGUGCUGCCAACAUCCGCUUACAUCCUUUGGCCAUACCAUGCCCUGCCUGAGAACGAUACUUUGGGGUACGAUGUUGUUUUAUGGGCACACGGCACGUCGGGACUAUUUGCACCUUGCGCUCCAAGCAACUACCGCAGUCUUCAGUAUCACUUCAUGGUUCCUUACCUACUUGCCACGCAAGGCAUGGUCGUCGUAGCGCCUGAUUAUGCUGGCCUUGGAGUCGGAUCCUUUCCCAAUGGCACCAGAAUCUAUCAUCCCUGGGCGACCUCACCCGCGCAAGCCAACGACAUGGCUUACGCCAUCCAAGCCGCUCGCUCGGCCUUUCCGCAAUACCUUGCACCAGGUGGACCUUUUGUUGCCAUGGGACACUCCGAAGGUGGUAGGAAUGCAUGGGGGUUCGCCGAGCGUCAAGUUAUCUCCCCAGUCGAUGGAUAUCGUGGCACUGUCCUCCUGGCGCCGGCAGCGUCCCCUAUCGACAUCAUUGAAGAUGCAAUUAAGAAUCCCGAUGCUCCUUGGUCGAUCCCAGGCCAGUCUCUCCAGACAUUGACCAUCCCAUCUGUCACCGCCGUUUAUCCUUCAUACAACUGGGCUGGCUUCACGAACGUAUCUGCGGAUAUCUUUUUCAACGCAUAUGACCGUUUCCAAGGCUGCAUCCCAACCCUGAACAUUGUCUACGGGACGACACCACCCAGCCAACUUGCCCAGCGAGGUUGGAGCAAUGCGUCGGAGGUGAGAGCCUGGCAGAACUUGACACGAGUCGGCAACAAACGUUUUGCUGGACCGAUACUCCUGCUCGCGGGUAACAAUAACGGUUCUGACGGGAUCAUACCCUAUGACGGCCCACUAUCCUCGUCGGUGCUGUCCACCGCGGACCAACUUUGCGACUUGAUGGAACAGAGAGAAUGGGACGAGUCUCUCCAAGUCGUAGGGUUCAAAGACGUGGAUCAUUUCCCCCUCAUUCAGGCCAGUCAGAGCAUGUGGUUGGAUUGGAUCAAGCAGCGUCUCAAUGGCGUAUCCUCGUCGCCUCCGAGUGGAUGUAGUAUUGGGUCGAUGAGAGCUUUUAGGGAUGGGAGGGAUUCUUUCCAGGCGAUUCCUCCGAAUUUCUUGGUGGAGUGGGUUAAUGCCACUGACCAGUGGCAGUAUUCGUUGUAA